CAUGAGAAACACCUAUCGCCACGAGCUGUACGCAUUUUUUUGGGUGAAAACCGAGGAUAUUCGCAGUUUGAGGAUUGUAUGUACCUAUAUAGUAUCCUUAUAGAAAAUGUCUAGCCGUCAAAUACGAAAGCUACAGCAGCAACGGGAGUUGGAGCAGGCCAAACUCCGAGAGGCAGCAGCUGAGGAGGGGUCCAACGACGAGCAAGAAGACUACCGCCCACCGGCAAAAGCGAGUUUAUUUUCCAGUUUUGCUGCACUGCAAGAUGAGGAUAUUGAUGAUGACGACGAAGAAGAAACGAAAAUAGACGAAAAGUCUCACAUGAGCGCUGACGAAGCCCAGCCAUCUCCUGCCCCGAAAAAAGCGAAGAAGUCAAAGAAGAAAAAGAAGAAAGCCAAAGCGAAGGCACAAGAAACAAGUGAAGCUCAGAAGCCCGAAACAAAAGAUGAUGGGGACGACAUAGAUGCUGCCCUUCGAGAGCUCAAUGUCAGCGAUAAAAAGGCCGGGCAAAUACCACAGCUACCGAAGCUGGAACUGGACCCAAACUAUGAGCGGAUGUGUACCUUGCUAGGCAUCAAUAGCCAGCACCUCAAAGUAGGGAAUGAGAUGAGAAAUCUCUUUGGCCGAGCUGCCGUUGAGGACAACGAUGAGGCUGGUGGGCCUGUGCCACGAGGAGGACGAAGGCGGCAGAGGGCACAGCAACAACAUGUUGACCUCGAAACGGCAUUGAAGGGCCACCACGCUCCUGGAAAGGGGUUGCCUGAUGUGACUCUGAGGAGGAAUAUAUUUAUACAAGGCAAAGACGAGUGGCCACGAGCAACUACAGGAGGCCUUACUAUGAAGAAGGUCGAAGAGAUAGAGCUCAUCGACGGCACUAAUGAGUUCAGAUUCGUACACGACAAUGCGUACGAAGCAGUACAGAACCAGUUCAGAAUAUACGUGGAGAUGGGCGACCCCCAGAACCUCAUAGGGUUGCUUCAGAAAAACCCAUAUCACAUUUCACUGCUCCUCCAAGUGAGUAAGAUAGCCAAAGAUCAAUCGGAUCAUUCGCUAUCCAAUGACCUCAUCGAGCGUGCUCUGUUUUCAUUCGGACGAGCCGCCACGUCACUCUUCGCAACGAAGAUGUCCCUAGGUAAAGCGCGUCUGGAUUUCGCCAGACCCGAAAACAGAGAGUUAUGGCUCGCGGGCUAUCAUUACAUCAGGAGCUUGACAAUGAAGGGGACUUAUAGGACUGCAUUUGAGUGGGCCAAGCUUCUCCUAUUACUUGACCUCGAAGACGAUCCGUACUGCUUCAAACUCGUCGUUCACCAUUUAGCAAUACGAGCCCACCAAUUUGAGUGGCUAGUAGACGCCGUAUCAUCACCAAUGUUCGGCGACGACAGGGGCUUCACGGAAGACUUCCAGCUUCCAUCCCUGGCCCUUGCCCACAUGCAUCUCAAGCACGGCGCUGAGUGCCGAGAAGUCCUCGGCCGAGCCAUAAAGAAAUUCCCCUACCUCUUCUGCCUGCUCUUCAAAGAGCUCAACCUCGACGACGCGCCCCCCUCCAUCUGGGGCAUCCUCCCCCGCAACAAGGGCGAAGAAUUCUUCUCCAGCGUCUACAUCAAGCAAACGAAAGACCUCUGGAGCACCCCCGAAGCCACCUCCCUCCUCGUCGAGGUCGCGCACGCGGUAGGCAAAUCCGACCCCAAGGAUAUCAUCCCCAUUCCCAACGAAUGCAUGGACCUCGACGCCGCGCGCUUCAUCUACCUCGACAACACGCCCGCGCUGAUGUCGCUCGUGCCCUCCCACCUCAUGCACCGCCUCCCAAACUCGGACUCCGACCCCCUUCCCCCGGAGGCCGAGAUGAACAUCUUCUCGCACCCGACGCAGCGCCUUGCGUUCGCGACGGGCGCAUCGGGGAUGGGGCCUAAUGGCGAACUAGAGGGCUUCUUCGACCCCGUCGCCGCGAUACGGCAGCUCAUCCCAGGGUGGAGGGGUCCGCCGCCCGAGACGGAUGAGUUGAUACCUGGCGUGAUCGAGGCGGGGCCGAUCCAGGAGAUUGUGGACCGGGAGACGGAGAAUGGGGAGUUCGCAGCUGUGGAGGCGCUGAAUCGGGGGGAUUGGGCGGCGGAGGGGCAUGUAAGGAAUUUGGGGAGCGUGAGGAGGCUGUAUCGGUAUUUGUUUGGGGAUAGGUCGCAUGUUACGGAGGAGGAGAGAGCGGAGGGGCAGAGGAGGAGGGAGGAGCUGAGGGAGCAGAUUGGGAAUAAUCCGGAGCUGGUGGAGCGGGUGUUGAGGGAGGAUGAUGAUGAGUUUCCGGAGGGAUAUAGUGAUUAUGAUGACGAGGAGGAGGAGGAUGAGUUUGAGGAUGCGGAAGAGACGCACGAGGGUACUGUGGAGGAUGCGGAAGAGAGGCACGCGGGUAAUGUCGAGAUUGCGGGAGAAAGGCACGAGGGUAAUACUCGGUAGACCGCCCGCAACCAAAAAUACAAAUACCAGCAUAUGCGCUGUAACCAGCCAUAACAUGCAUCCCAUUGUAACAACCACACCAGUCUCACCCCCAAAAACAGCGUCAUCCCAGCGUACCGCCUCACCCUGC
This is a messenger RNA of Pseudogymnoascus destructans, 2573 nucleotides long. RefSeq lists its product as uncharacterized. The record is from RefSeq and is a predicted model, not a curated record. NCBI's taxonomy places the organism in Eukaryota, Fungi, Ascomycota, Leotiomycetes, Thelebolales, Thelebolaceae. Gene Ontology annotation, biological process: ribosome-associated ubiquitin-dependent protein catabolic process; rescue of stalled cytosolic ribosome. Gene Ontology annotation, cellular component: RQC complex. The coding region runs from base 107 to 2443 and encodes 778 amino acids. The transcript is spliced from 2 exons.